Molecule: messenger RNA, 1043 nt
Organism: Lactuca virosa
Lineage: Eukaryota; Viridiplantae; Streptophyta; Magnoliopsida; Asterales; Asteraceae
Source: the annotation of a GenBank genome assembly
UAAAUUCCCAUGUUUGUUUGUUACAUUCUUCCUCUCUCCCAUCUGUCGGUUUGUUAAUACCAUCCUCCCCUCUUCAUUGCCUUCCAUUGAUUAACGAAUCAAGGUGCCAUAAUUCUCUUCUGCUCUUGCUUUUCCGGUGAAGAUCCAGUUUUCCGGCCGUCAGACACCGUUGGAUCAGUCGGCCCCUUUAUAUAUCACUGCAAAUUCUUUAUCAUGAAUCACGAGUAUGAUUACUUGUUCAAACUUUUGCUGAUUGGAGAUUCAGGAGUUGGAAAAUCAUGCCUGUUGCUUAGAUUUGCUGAUGAUUCAUAUCUUGACAGCUACAUAAGCACAAUUGGUGUUGACUUUAAAAUUCGCACUGUGGAACAAGAUGGAAAAACCAUUAAGCUUCAAAUUUGGGAUACUGCUGGACAAGAAAGGUUCAGGACAAUUACUAGUAGCUACUACCGAGGGGCACAUGGCAUUAUAAUAGUUUAUGAUGUCACUGAUUUAGAAAGUUUCAACAAUGUUAAGCAAUGGUUGAGUGAAAUUGAUCGCUAUGCAAGUGAAAAUGUGAACAAACUUCUUGUUGGAAACAAAUGUGAUCUUGUAGAAAGCAGAGCUGUGUCCUAUGACACUGCUAAGGAAUUUGCGGAUGGAAUUGGUAUUCCAUUUAUGGAAACUAGUGCUAAAGAUGCUACAAAUGUUGAACAGGCUUUUAUGGCCAUGUCUGCUGAUAUCAAAAACAGGAUGGCAAGUCAGCCCGGGUCAAACAACAUGAGGCCGCCAUCUGUGCAGCUUAAGGGGCAGCCUGUCGGGCAGAAGGGCGGUUGCUGCUCAGGUUAAUAAAUAAAACUAUCACCAUUCACCAUUUACCACAACACUCCAAUUUGCUUUUCAAGUUUUUUGAUUUUCAUAUCAUCAUUUUCAUGUAAGCUAUUAUUAUAGUUUCUGUUUUUUUUUUUCAAGAGUAUGAUUUUUAUUAAAUGGGUUGUACAAAUUGCUGCUAGUUUUCGUUUGCUAUUCUUUAUUCAUGGAAGCAUUUAGACAUAAUUUGUAAUUUU